CAUCGUCGUCGUCGUCGUCGUCCAGCUCAUCUGCUAUUUAACCAUGUUGCCCAUGGGUAAGGUUUGGGAUCAAGAAUCCUAUUACCUUCUUACAUGUAUACCUUCCUACCUGCAAUAAUCCACUGCAUUACUUUUCGUUUACUUUAUUAUCAACCAAUCUGCCGAGAAGUCAAGACGUACUUCAACAUCCCGAAGCCUUUGGCUUCUACUACAGAGAAGCCUAGCACACUAAAAUAAAUAAUGUAGCAAAUACGAAGCAGUCGUAUUUAGUUGCACUAUUUUAUUCCAAUCGGCUUGUGUGUGAGUGAUAUUCUAAAUUGUAAAAUUAAACGUGAAGAUUAAGUAAAUUGUGGCUGAAGUAAAUAAAAACAUACAAUGAGCCAUUAAAUAUUGUGCCUGAUUUCCAACCUGGGUUUGUUGCUUGCAUGUCAAAAAAUUCUUCUUGAUCAAUCAACAACCUUCAAUUGUGUCGAAAAUUGCAUUGUUUUCUGACAAAGAAACUCCCAAGUUUUUACAAGAGAAACAAAGAGAGUUUUCGGUGCAUGAGACGUUGAGAUAGCAAAUCGGCUAAACAAGUGGAGAGACAAAUGCAUGUCUUUUGAGGGGUACAUGGAGAAAGAAACGUUCCAUUGAGCACGGAAUAAUGUGACACAUCGACUCGUCCUAAUGUGGCAAAGUGACUAAUACUCAAGUGCUGGGAAUGUGAUCAACAUUUUUACAUACGGGUGCACGACAAUAUGACCGAACUAUGACCAUAAACUUAUAAGAAAUACCCUACAAGACUUAUGUAUUCUCCGGCCGGGUUGAACAAUGUUGAGAAGAAAAAGUACCAAAGAACCUGAAUUGCAUUACUAAUACGUACGGCAACUUGUUCAUAUAUAAUUUGUUUGUUGAUCAUUAAACAAUAUUUUAUGGAUUGACAACAAGAUUUACAGAUGAGAUUUACAUACCUAUUCAACCUCCACUUUAUCUCUUUGACAGGAAAGAGAGGAUUUAAAUGUCUCAACUUCUCGUAUUAACAUACAUUCCUUGAUAAGUGGUGUUAUACACGAACCAAAUUUCCAGUUCUAGUUCUUAAUCGCUUCGAGGAGGAGGGCAGUUCUUCUGCCUUGUUAUCUCGUAUGUUUAACUUUCGGUCAUAAUUUUCGGUGGGAUAAAACAAUCUUUAAAAAAAUAAUUGUCGGAAAAUUUACGAAAUCAAAUUUGUGCCAAAAAAACUGAAAGGAAUUUUGUUACACGUACAUUUUGGACCUUAACUUAUUAUGGAGAUCAAUGGGACAAACUUGUUGAGGAAAUUAAGGCGAGACUGGUGGAAAACAAGGAUCUGCACUUCUUGUGUUUCACCACUCGGAAGAAUAAUUGCUCGAGGAGGGAUUUGCUCACAGUGUGGACUUAAAUUUUGCAAAAAUUGCCGACAAGAGACUCAACCUGGGAGUGGUGUUUGGGUGUGCCUUUUGUGCAGCAACGGUGGAAUAUCUUCCGACAUUUUCGGGAAAACGAAAAGUCUUGGCAGAGAUUCCAGAUCAAUUCGGAGAUCUUGGACAAUUUCCACACCACAAAGAGCGCAGACCAACUCUCCAAUUCUAAAAUCCUACACUGUGAUUCAACCCGAAGAAACGCUAAGCGUUGGAGGAACCCCCAAUUUUAACACGACAGGUUUAUAUUGUGACGGUUCCGGACAAGCUUGUGGAUCCAUCGCUGGAGGAUCUCAACACAGUCCGAGCAACAAUGGGGCAAACGCUCACCGUCAGUUUCAUUCUCUGCCGAGAAUGAGUUCUGGUUCGGAACGAAGUAAAAAAACGAAACGAAGUUUUAAUCAAGAUUUCGAGAAAGAAAAUAUAAAACGCCACCGCUCCUUCCAAUCAACUCUGCAUCCGUACCAAGUCCCCGCGACUCCACCUUCGCCCUCAGCUUCUAUAAAUUUUAUUGAAGACUCUUUUUUCUGGGAUUAUUAUGACUACGAUAUCGACUCGUCGUCUCCUUUAUCGGGGUCACCAAGAACGUCAGGUCAUCAUCAUCACCACCAAAGGAACCACCCCACAAGAUUUCGCUCUCUUUUAACUUCUUCAAGCGGAGGAGGAGGAUCUGCAAGCAUUCUUCAAAGACGCAACUCUAUUCGAAACAAAUUAGAAUCCGAUAUGGAUCGACUGUUGAAGCUGAAUUUGCGAACGUCACAUUCAAACAGAUCAAGUUGCGAGCGGAGUUUGGGUGACACUUAUGACUGCGACUACUCGAAAAAUUACAGCUACAGCAACUACAACUCGUUAUCUGACACGGAGCUAAAUGACAAUUCUAAAUAUGACCAGGAAGAAAACAGUCAAAUUACUACGGCUGGUUCCUCGUCACGAAGAUUCAGACCGGAUGCGAAUAGUACAAAUUUUUAUAAAUUCGCCUCCGUAACACCGGUGAAUAUGAGUCCGAUGAGCGAUACUCGGAAAGAGGCCAGUACUUCGACAACCAAUACGGCAAGUAAUAUCAGGACCACGAACAACAACCUAUUCUCCACAAAUUCUCAUCCAUCGACAUCCACUCCAGUGAAACCGGAGCGUAAAUGCAACGCAAAGAGAUCAUGUAGCUUAAAUUCUUACGACGGUAAGAAGUUAUUCUCACCCUUGCGAACAUACGUGGUUGUUAUGAAGGAGAAUGUCGUGCCCAGAGCCAAUAACAUUAGUGCCAAUGCCAAUAGCGUAACCUCUACUUCUUCUUUAACUGGAGAGAACAAUAGCUCUAACAUGAAAGCGAAAAAUCAACACGGCUCAAAUAAUGCUACCACUUCCAAUACUAGCAACAACAACAUUCGUAUAAACUCCUCCAAAGAGGAAGAGUUUAAUAUUAAUAACUCUGCCACAAAAUUCCACAGCCUUCCUCGUGAACGGGUAAUUAGAAUUGAAAGAGAAGACGCAAAGUUUUCUCCUUCUAGACAAAGACAGACUAAUAGCAUUUCACAAAACUCGUCUAAUUCUUCUCCCACUUCUGUUGAAGAUCGGAGAGGAAGAAAUGUGUCUAAAAUUGAGAUAACUCGAUCCAUGUCGUCCGCAUCGGGGAAGGAUUUUCAGUCCACGGGUGGAAAUAAUGGGAGCAAAUUUCCAAUUGAGAAGAAUAGUGGGAGGAGAAUUGUAAGGUCUCAGUCUCACCGUGAGAUCUCUUCAGCAAAUAAACAUCAUCAUCAUCCCUCUACUAUUAUUACAUACGAUCCAGAAGAACGAGACCGCACUGGAGCCCAAUUUUUAAGCGUGGUCAACUUGAGAUCAAGUCCCAAUUCUGGUCCUAAUUCUGCUGGUGUGACCCGCCUCCACGGGUAUGAUAGUGCUACUUUGCCUCUAAUUAGGACGAAUGGAAAAUCAGUGUCAACAACUCUGACAUCCGCAAAUCAAGCCCCUCCACUUCUCAGUUCCCUCUUGGACGACAAAACUACGGCCGCCGUGAUGGAAAACUUUCUCAGAAGUCCGAGUCAAAAUCUUCAAAAUCCAGUUUGGACAAGUAGUCCGUACAAAAUUGAGCCUGGUAAUUCCAGUGGUGGGCGUCCCACUCCUAAUGAGAAAUGCUUUAUCCCAACUUCAAAGAAAAGUAGUGACUUCGUCCAGUCACAGAUGACUGACUUUCAGAAUUUCCAGCGUGAACAAAUUCAAACCUUUGAUAAUUAUCUUCGGCAGUGCUCUACUUUCCCCCGAGUGCAAAAGCAGAAGCAUAAUAAUCUCAAAUCGCAGCAGGAGUCAGCACAAGAAGACAAGAGUUUUGAACCAGAGCCAAAAUGCAGCAGGGUACGCCACACGAGCACCACGUUGAUCAACUCGUCCUCGCAUGAUGAUUUUGUUAAAAGUUGGGACGACAAUCUGGAUCAACAAUAUUUCCAACCCAUUGGAGCAACCAGUCGGGCUCGAGCCCGAAGUGAAGUUCAAUUGAAUAGGCAGCAGCACUAUAAUAAUAGCAACAAUGAUGGCUAUCAUCCAUCAACCAGCACUACUACUGUCGACCCAAUUGUCUUUAUGAAACAAUCGGAUUCGACGGUGGGUGGUAGUGGGGCUGGUGGAGGUAGUCGUGGUCGUGAUGAUUUUGGUAUCGGUCCAACUCCACCCAUCGGCUGGAGUGCUACUCUUCCACAUCCGUACGUUAGGAAGCAUAGACAACAAAAGUCAUUUUUUCUCAAUGAACAACACCAACGGGAACCGGUCCCCCCGGUUGAUGAUGCUUUCUCCAAAGAGAAAACAAGAAUCAGCAACGUGGAACAGGAAAUUGAAAGAGAUAUCGAAUUAUCCCGCGAGAGAGAUAUCUACUUUCAAAAGACCAAAAGUUUGGACAGGGUCAGACCAAGCAGAGUUCAAAAGACUUCCAUCUUUGACACCAAGUUCGAACAAGAUGUCGAAGUAGCAGAUCCAUUCAUGAUAUCCGACCCACCCGUGGCAUCCCCUCGAUUGAGAAGGAAAGCGAAACUGACGAGUAACCCAGAUGUACAUGCUAGUAGUAGUAGUAAUGUUCCAAAAAUAAAUCCGGAGCAGAAACAUCGUGCUAAUGGAACUGGGACAAAUUAUCCCCUCAUCACGAACAAAAACAACAACUCUCAUUUUCUGCCAAAUGAGCCAAGAGCAAGUCGAGACCUCAAAUCUUCUACUCGAGGAGGAGAAACUGUGUCUCCAUCGUCUCAUUCUGCUCAGUCUCAAUCUAAUGCAAAUAAGUUUAUCCUUGAAAAUCAAUCUCAGUUUGCAAAUCACAGCAACAGUUUGACCAAUCCAAACACCAAAUCGAGCAAAUUGUCAGGGACGAAUAAAUCUGCAUCAUCAGCAGACAUUCAAAUUAGCAACAGUAAUACUGGCAGUGCUAGCGAGUUAACCAAAUCUAAAAUGAAGAUGACAACCAACUAUAACCAAAAGUCUGGGUCGUCCGAAUUAUCGGGUCAACAACAACAAGUGGUUGACAAAUUGUCUGGAGACUUAUCAUCUCCAGCACCAAUUGCGACGCCGAGAACACGUCGUAAAAAUAGUAAUCAUCAGAAACAACGUGAUGCUGCCGACGUCGAAAUUGAAUUGGAUGGAACAGAGGCAUUACCAACAACGGGCAAUAAUGUUCUCCCCAAAGCUGUAAGGUUCGAACAGCAUAUUAUCGAAAUGACUGAGGAGAACGAGCGUAAGCAUAAUAAGGGGAGCAGCAGAACGAAUACUAAUAACGCUGCAAAUCCUUCUCCGGUGAAUAAUAAUUUUAAUAAGCUCCGAGCACACCUGGGCACGUCUGGUGAUGAUAUAGAACCAACCACUAAUAGCAAUAAUAUUAUCGGGAGUGUCCCCAUUUCCUCUCAGUUCGAUUCUGAUCAUUACGCAUCAUCCUCCAGCCGAGCAACAAAAGGUGUUUACUCAUCUACGAAUAGUGGAGUUUCUGAUAAUAAAACACUUACAAAAUCAAACAAGAAAUCGCCCCAUAAUAAUAACAGUGGAGGUGGUGGUGGAUUUGUGGCCAGAGCAAUUGCCAAAGUGAAAAGUAAAGCUAACAAAAAUAGCAAAAAGGGUCACAAGGCCAAUCUGAAUAGUAGAGGUCUGAGGUCAAUUGAGACGAGAGAUUCCAUCACCUACAUCUCUCCAUCACCAACCCAGCUUCUUACCCAACAGCAGAAGCAGCAACAUCAUCAAAAUCAUGCUGCCAGUGUUAUACAAGAGAUAACCCUGAAUCCGAUUAUUGCAUUAUCUCCGUCAGAUAAAAAUGAUUACUUUAACAAUUCUACUGCUGCCGACCAUUCAAUAACACGAUCAAAUAGUAAUGCAGUUGUACGGGAUUCUGGUGCCUCUGUUGGUGUGGCGAGGAGCGAGUCAUUCACUAAAGCAGGCAUUUUGAAGAAUUCCUUUCCCACGGAACAGAGACCUUUAAAUAAAACUCCGCAAAAACCAAAACGUUCAUUUCUUAAGAAAAAUAGCGCAAAAUUGGACCCCAAAAUGGAACAACCAUUCGCCGACGAUGACUCCGAAGACUUGACAAAAGUCUCCAGCCUUUCCGUUGACCAACUGACCCCCAGUUCGACAUCCUCCUCAGCAUCCUCAUAUCUCUCCAACGUUCAGGAAUCAUACGAGUUUUUCCACGCUUCUGAAGAAUGCGAAAGCAUUGAUGGGGAAGAAGAAGAAGCUCUUGGCGAAAUCGGUGAAGCAGGAGAUGAAAGUGAUCAAAUCUUUAAAUCAUUCGAGGAUGAUGAAGAUGCCGGCGAAGAUUUCAUAUUCUAUUCACAAAUGGAUUCAUCUCCUGAUAAUUCCAACAAAACAAAGGCAAGGAUGACAAGUCAUGCAUACCAGCAGCCAAAAACAAACCUACAAAAUCAUAAUCAAAUCGUCUCCUCUAAUCAAAAUAAUAAUCAGAAUACCAAUUACAGAGAAACUCUUGUCGGCAGUAGUAUAGUAAGAGCAACAAGUAGUGCAAAAUCUCUGCCAAAAGACAUCACCACCACCACCAACUCCCCUCAUACAAAUUAUUCUUUGUCUUCUUCUUCGCAUUACGGGGAUCGCAAAAGUAAGAAAGGGUUGACUUCUUCAAGGCAGGUGGUGGUGUUGGGAAACAAUGGACAGGAUACUGGUUGCAACCUACUUCGUAAUCAAGAACCUCCUACAAAAUAUUAUGCUGAUGAUGAUGAUGUUAGUGCAAGUGAAUUUCAUUAUGGGAUUUCAUCAACAAAGAGUAAAGGGGUUGAUCAUUCUUCUUUACCAAGCAUUUCAACUACUACUACCCCGUUAGUAAGAAAUGGUAGUAAUCCGACGUUGUCGAGGUUGACUGACCCACCACCACUACUGCCUACGGCUAAGACUUCAACAAUUCAACACAAUUUUUACAAUCACAAUCACCACAACGAGAUUGCAAGAAAUCAUCUGCAGGGAGGAAUAAUCCGGAGUAAUAAUAAUAAUACCGAUAAAAAUUCCUCAUCUUCUUAUUUAUUCGGUGGUGAAAGUAGUCUCAAUUAUCCCAUUCAGCCCCAAUUUCAAUCCUUGUCUCAAUUUCACUCUGAAAAUGCGCAGCCUCAAGAGAAGGAAGAAAGGCAGCUAGAAAACUUUGAAGGGCAGCAGCAGCACAAUAAAAACAACAACCUGUUGCUUUCUCCAGCUUCGUUACUAUCUUCUUUUACUGGUAGUGCUAAAAGUGGAAAGAACCAAAAUUUCAAAUUUUCGCAAAGUGAGUUUUUCCCAGGGGCAGCAACAUCACAAGAUUUCGACAUCUCGCCAAUGUCUUCACUCCCACAAGGAUCUGUCGCCAAUGAUGAUGCCCCCCUUCAGAAAUUCAAGUCGAGCGUGCUAGUAAAUAAUAACCGUGCGGGUGGGAGUGAAGGAGAGGAAUAUUUUCGACCUUCGUCACCCCAAAUUCCAUCCAUCCCUCGUCAAGGUGGUCGAAACCGGAAGCCACAUCAAAAUGUGACCACAGUUGAGAUAAGUGGGGAUGUCGGGAUUGUUAAUUCGCAGGCGGCUUCAGCUUUUCUUAACCAUAGGAGAGCAACACUCAAAAAGGUCAACAAUGAAUCACUUUGGAAAGAAAAGAAUGACGUUUAUUCGUCUGGAAUGUCCCAACUGGCGAAACAACGGGAACAACAACAUAGCCACGAUGAAGAGGACAACCACUAUGACGGGAAUAGGCAUGCUACGGCAGGCAAGGUGGGCAAUUAUGAAGAGGCAGACAUUAGGCUAGUAACGGACAAUGGGAGUAGUGGCAGUAGUGAAUCAUCAACACCAAAGAAAAGUGUAUCUUCGUCCAUUGAAGAUGAUGGCGAUGGGUCAGAUUGGAAUUCGGAGAGUACAAAGAACACUGUGAUUUUCCGUGGCGUUGAUAACAAGUCGGCGUCCAGAAAUGGAUCUUCUUCGAGUGAAUCCCUUCCACUAUUAUCACCCUCAUCAUCAGCAGGUGGUGGUGGGAUGUUUUAUAACUGUGAUCCGGAAAUACACAUAUCCAGCAUUGAUUUAUUGGAUAACAACGAGGAGGAUAUCGGAAGUGGUGUGACGACAGAUGAAUCAACAUUUCGUGAAACGACAACAAAGUGUGUCAAAGCCACAUCAGCAGCUAUUAGUGAUAGUGGUGUUAGCGGUGCCAAAAUUUAUGCAAAUUCAAACAAUGAGGCAUUGCACGAUAACGGAAUAAUAGAUAAGGAAGAUAAAGCGGAGAGAAAAAAUGUCAAGUCAAUAGAUAAUAUUGGUAAUAGCAGUAGUAAUAGUGAUACUAGUGAUCGCAAUACUUUGAUAGCAAUAACCAAAAGAAGGCAGAGUGUCAGUAGUGAAAAUUCUAGGAAAAAAUCGUUAACAAGAUCGUCAGACAACGUCAUAAAACAGUUUGACAACGACCUCCACUCAACAUCUCAGCAAGAACCUCUUGUUCAAAUGCCUGAAGAAUUGGAGGAGGACAUGGUCAAGUGCAAUUUAGACGAAGAAAUCGACAGAUCCAAAAAUGCCAAGAGUUGUCCACGAGCCGUCCCCACCAGCAACAACAAUGUCAACAACAAAUCUACCACAUUUCAUCCCAGAAGGGAGAGCCCCGAAGGUCAAGAGCAAGAAGUUCCUACCAUCCAUCCCGAUGAUGACAAAGUCGUAGUAGCUGAAGUACCAGAAAAGAAUAUUAUAAAAAAGAAACUUGAACCAAAGAAAUCUCUACGACUUGGUGAAGUCGUCAUUAUGGAAAAUCCUUCGAAAGGUUCUUCCUCCGGAAAUAAUAGCAAGGUUUUCAGUAAAUCGGAAAUCAGUCAAAACGCUUUAAGUCGAAUCACCGAGUCCACCAGCCGGUCAUCCCCUGACGGAGCCGAUGCCGACAGAGAUGAUUCCACAACGACAACAGAACCUGAAAAUGAUUCUCCAACCCCCAUGGUUGAGCAAUUUGAUGUCACAUCGGAUGAAGAUAGCUGGGUCGAGGAAAUAAUUUUUGAAGAAGAUGAUGACACCGACACAAUACAAAUGUGUCGUAAAGCUCAACCCCCUCCUUUGGAUCUCACUUUGCAUACAAUAGUUGAAGAGUCUUGUGAGGAAUGGUCAGAGGCCGAAAGUGGUAACUUUAAUUCACCACAAAAGCACGGCAAUCAAAAACAACAACGAAGAUUAAAGACUCAACCUCAACGAAAUGACAACGAGCUAGAGAAAUACUUUAACUUUGGUAUUAACAUUGGUGACAAUGGCUCACAGGAAGGGGGUCGACAGAGCUGUACAAAUGAAGAUUCUGAAUUCUCAGACACAGAAUUCAGUGAAUCGAGUUUCUCAAUGCAAGAUGACCACGACCAUGACCAAGCAUCUCUGGUUGGUGACAAUAAUAAUGGACGGAAGCAACGGGCUUCUGUCGAAAUGGAUCCGGCAGAAUUGGCAUCGUCGAGAUUAGAAAAAUAUUUUUACAAUUUGGGACUUCCUCAAUCAAUGAUGAAUCCGAUUAGCUCUAUCAAUCAAACUGCGGAUUCUGAUUCAGUCGGGUCUGAGUCAGAGUCGGACAACAGCGUCUUAGAAAACCGGAAGAAAGUUCUGAAACAUCACAGGCGGUCUGCAGAUUUCGAGGAUGAAUUUGGUGAUAAAGUUUCUGAUGAAGAAGAAGAUUUUGGUUUUGGACAAGAUGGCUUUGAUACAAUUAAGAAAACAGCACGGAAAGGUAGCAAGAAGAGUGGAAGUGACAGUAAUCUACUCGAGUCUUGUGGGGUUGCUCCCGUCGUUAGUGGGUCCUCGAAAAUUUCAGAAAAUCCUUUGAGUGCUUCCUCUUCCAACAGUGCUUGUCGACCUUCCCUCCUUCAUGGAGAAUCUAGUAGUAGUAACAGCAAUAAUACUAGUCGAGUGAUCAAAAAUCCGUUGGAAAAGUCGUUUUCUAAUAGUACUUCAUCUUCUAAAGAAGACUCUUCCUCAACAUCCCCAACAUCUCCUCCAGCAUCUAAAAAAUCAUCUCCAAGUGGUUGUGAAAGUGGUGGUGAUCGAGAAAAGGAUCGUCCUGUGGUUAAAGUCAAUAGAAGCAAUAGUUUUCAAUGGAGUUCGGAUGAAGAAGUCAACAUCAUGAUGUCAAAGUUGAGACAAUUAAUUCGUAAUCUAGUGAAAGCGAAAGCAGAACCAAGUAAAAGCUCUGGAGGGACAAUAAGCGGAGCCCCUGUUAAUUAUCAAGAUAAAGAUAAACAACUUGCGUAUUUAGAAGGCGAACUGAUUCGUCUCAUGAAAACGGAAAAUCUGAAAAAUAUCGUAGAAUAUUUUAGUUCUGAGGAAAGUGAUGUGGACGACGUUUACAAGUUCAUUAAAGUUGUAAAGGAAUCUAGCAGUAAUGCUGACGAUAACAGUGAUUUUGGUGAAAUUGAUCUAGAAGACCCGGAACUGUUACACACUCUGCAAACUACAAUGGAGUCAAAUUCAGCUCACAUUUCUCCGAAGCAAAGUCCUGAACUGUUGGCAAAAGUAAUGAACCACAUAGGAAACAGAUUGCAAGUCUGGAUGAAAGAUGAGAAUAUGCAAGACGACGACAAUAAUGAUGACAAUGUGACGUUAAAAUGUGCUCAAAGUGUCAGUUCUGAUUUGAAUGAAGAUCGUUUUAGUUGGAAGGGAAGCUUCGAGAGUGCAUUGGCUGCAAAGCGACAAAGUGUUGGAUCAACUGAUUCUAUUUCAAGUUCAGAUUUUCCACAAGACAGGUCCAUACUAAGAUCUUCGUCACUUCAUCACCUCGCUAAUUCAUUACAUCAUUUGGGGCAAGUAGAGGAACACAAGGAUGAAGAAGAGUCGACUUCAUCUCUCCCAAGAAUGACAAAUCUCUGCAAUUCAAAUUCAAAUUCAUUACCUCGACUGAAUCAAACGAACAAUCUUUCCAUUUCUAGAGCUUAUAGUCUAGUUAUGCCAGGAGGAAAAGUGGACGAGGUCGACUCGCCUGUUACUCCAACAGGUCCAAUAAAAUCAGCCCGAUAUCGACCUCCCGGAUUUAACCCAAUUAAAAGUAAGAGGAGUGAAGACGAGGGAGUAAAACCCAAUUCGAUCCUAAGUCAAUCAACUCCUAUACUCACUCAAGAUCCUGGACUGAAGGCCCGAAGCGACUCCGUUGGAAGUAUAUUUCAUGAUGCCACAAAACCCCACAUCCCAGUCAAAGGUCAAGUGGAGUUUGGGCUGCAGUACAACUAUAAACUCGCAUGUUUGGAGGUUCGUGUAUCAAAGUGCCGUGAAUUGGCUGCAGUUGAUGCCAAACGAAACCGUAGUGAUCCCUAUGUCAAAGCUUACUUGUUACCUGACCGAUCAAAAGGAGGCAAAAGGAAAACAAAAGUUAAGAAGAAUACUCUAAAUCCUAUAUUUGAAGAAAUAUUGAAGUUCCCAUUGACUUUAUCGGAUUUACAAAACCGAACCCUUUGGUUAAGCGUGUGGCACAGCGAUAUGUUUGGCAAGAAUAUAUUCCUUGGAGAGGUCCUAGUCGAGUUGAAGGAUCGAGUUUUCGAUGAUCCAAAUCCACAGCCAUGGGAUCUUCAAGAAAUGUCUGGUCAAACUGAAGACAUGUCACGUGGGGAUGUGGUGAUAGCUCUCAAGUGGCAACCUAAGACUGAUAGUACUGGCAAAUUGUCAGUACUGGUGAAAGAAGCGACGUUGGUGAAUCUUACUCCUGUAAAAAAUGGAGGAAGCCCAUCUUCCCUGAUCAAAUGUUCACUACUAUCGGACAAGUCGAGAAAACACAAAACAUCGAUAUGUCGCCGCAGUUACAAUCCCGUGUGGAAUCAGACCCUUACCUUUGACGAUGCUGGGGACGAUGGUCUAGAAAUUACUCUGUGGAACCACGACCUUUUAUCAAAUAACGACUUAUUAGGAAAUAUUCGCAUGGAGUACGACCACCCUUUGUGGUCAUCAAUGCUAUCUCGUCAUUCGUUUUGGGUGGAAGGCAUUCUGAGACUUAACUAAUUUACUGAUGAUUAUCAACAAUUAACGUUGAUAUUUUUAUAUUCGUUUGAUAUUAUCGUAAGUCAUUUACAAAUAACUACGUAUUACCUUUGGUACAUUAUCAUUACUACGAGGCGAUGCAUGGUUUCAAUAUGAAACUUUAUUAACAAUGAUUUUAUUGCAUGCAAGGAUUUUAACGUUUGUUUGAUACAAUCAAUUAUUGAAAUAUGUGCUACCGUAACUUUUAAAAAAAUGAUAGCAAUAGCAACAUGUAAUUUAAGCAACAUUGUAUUACUCUAUUUAUAGGAUUUAAUUAAGACAGUUUAAUUAUUAAUUUGCGUGUUAGGUAUAAUUUAGUGUUCAUCAGUAUUUGUAUUUUUAGUACUUUUUUUAUUGCUCAACUAUAUUAAUUUUCGGAUUAAAUAAAUUGCGCAUUACUUGCAAAACAAUAA
This is a messenger RNA of Folsomia candida, 12256 nucleotides long. RefSeq lists its product as uncharacterized. Lineage: Eukaryota; Metazoa; Arthropoda; Collembola; Entomobryomorpha; Isotomidae. The transcript has 25 exons. Gene Ontology annotation, molecular function: neurexin family protein binding. Bases 1263 to 11825 code for a protein of 3520 amino acids. Gene Ontology annotation, cellular component: exocytic vesicle; plasma membrane. Gene Ontology annotation, biological process: exocytosis. The record is from RefSeq and is a predicted model, not a curated record.